This is a messenger RNA of Schizosaccharomyces cryophilus OY26, 1801 nucleotides long. RefSeq names its product aconitate hydratase. Gene Ontology annotation, cellular component: mitochondrion; cytosol. The transcript has a single exon. Gene Ontology annotation, molecular function: 4 iron, 4 sulfur cluster binding; aconitate hydratase activity. Bases 14 to 1651 code for a protein of 545 amino acids. Lineage: Eukaryota; Fungi; Ascomycota; Schizosaccharomycetes; Schizosaccharomycetales; Schizosaccharomycetaceae. The record is from RefSeq and is a predicted model, not a curated record. Gene Ontology annotation, biological process: tricarboxylic acid cycle.
AUUGACUGGUCAAAUGAGCGGCUGGACUGCCCCCAAGGAUGUUAUUCUCAAGGUUGCUGGUAUUUUGACUGUCAAGGGUGGUACUGGUGCUAUUGUAGAAUACUUUGGCCCUGGUGUCGAAUCUCUUUCAUGCACUGGUAUGGGUACUAUCUGCAACAUGGGUGCUGAAAUUGGUGCCACUACUUCUAUUUUCCCUUUCAACUCUCGUAUGUCUGAGUAUCUCCGUGCUACCAGCCGCCCAGACAUUGCCUCUUACGCAGAACAAUUUGCUCCUGUCAUUGCCGCUGAUGAAAAUGCUCCUUAUGACGAAGUUAUUGAAAUUAAUCUCAGUACCUUAGAACCUCAUAUUAAUGGUCCUUUCACUCCUGAUUUGGCUACCCCGGUUUCCAAAUUCAAGGAUGCCAUUGCUGAACACAAAUGGCCCGAAGAGCUUAAAGUUGGUUUGAUUGGUUCUUGCACCAACUCUUCUUACGAAGACAUGUCUCGUGCCGCUUCUAUCUGCCAGCAGGCUAUUGACAAGGGUAUCAAGACGAAGUCUCUCUUCACUAUCACUCCUGGUUCUGAACAAGUGCGUGCUACUUUGGAGCGUGAUGGUCAAUUGGAAACCAUGAGAAAGGCUGGUGGUGUCGUUCUCGCCAACGCUUGUGGUCCUUGCAUUGGUCAAUGGAAGCGUACUGAUGUUCAAAAGGGUGAGAAGAACUCUAUUAUUACUUCAUACAACAGAAACUUUACUGGUCGUAACGAUGCUAACCCUGCAACCCAUGCCUUCGUUACUUCUCCCGAUAUUGUUACUGCUAUGGUGUUUGCCGGUAACAUGAAUUUCAACCCAUUGACUGACACCUUGAAGGACAGCAAUGGUAAUGAGUUCAAGUUUGAGGCUCCCAGCGGUGCUGGUCUUCCUUCUAAGGGCUAUGAUCCCGGUGUUGAUACUUAUGUCGAACCUAAGUCUGAAAAUGUUCAAGAUGUUGCCAUUGACCCCAAGUCCCAACGUUUGCAACGCCUUGCUCCUUUCAACAGAUGGGAUGGCAAGGAUGCUAAAGGCUUGAAGAUCCUAAUCAAGAGUAAGGGUAAAUGUACUACUGACCACAUUUCUGCUGCUGGUCCUUGGUUGAAGUACCGUGGUCAUCUCCAAAACAUCUCCAACAACUAUAUGAUUGGUGCUGUCAAUGCUGAGAAUGGCGAAGCCAACAAGUUGAAGAACCAACUUACUGGAGAAUAUGACACCGUCCCCAACGUUGCCAUUUCUUACCGUGACAACGGCAUUCGCUGGGUUAGUAUUGGUGAGCAGAACUUUGGUGAAGGUUCUUCUCGUGAACAUGCAGCUCUUGAACCCCGCUACUUGGGUGGUACUGCCAUCAUUACCAAGUCUUUUGCUCGUAUUCAUGAGACCAAUCUUAAGAAGCAAGGUUUGUUGCCUUUGACUUUUGCUGAUCCUGCUGCUUAUGAUAAGAUUACCCCCUUUGACACUGUUGAUAUUGUGGGCCUUCCUUCUUUUCAACCCAGAAAACCUUUGACCUUGGUUAUUCAUCCAGCUGACGGUUCUCCUGAAUGGAGCACUCCACUGAACCACACCUUCAACGAAGACCAAAUUGCCUGGUUUAAGGCUGGUAGCGCCUUGAACCACAUGGCUGACAUGCAUAAGAAGCAAUAAACUGCACUGAAAAUCUUUUUCAGUUUGAAAAGUUUAAGGUUUUGUUGAAAUGAUUCAAAUAAGUUGGAUAUGUCCGACUCAGAUUUGCUUUUUUUUAGCGAUUGAUGGACUCCCUCCCCUCCCCCCUUUGCGAUCUAAUUUUGAUUCAAC